AACUGAAGCAAAAGAAAAACGUAUAACAAUAAAAACAAGUUAUAUAUAAACAGCUGCAAAAACGUACAUGUUUUAGUACGCCGGAACGGCUGCCCGCGUUACAAUGUCGGCAUUACUCGUACAUUUAAUCACGUGUUCUAUUUUGAUAAUAAGUGCGAGUGAAGCCGCGAGAAUCCUUGCAAUUUUUCCAGUCCCAUCCAUAUCUCAUCAAGUAGUAUUCCGUCCUAUAACUCAUGAACUAGCCAAGAGAGGACAUGAUGUUACCGUCAUCACGCCAAAUCCAGUCUUCACUAAAGGAGAAACUCUGCCAAAUCUAACAGAAAUUGAUGUUCAAGAUAUUUCAUACAAGAUAUGGCAGGAUCAUUUCAUGAAGAAAGCUGCCUCAGGGAAUAAGGAUGACAUGCAUUUUGCAAUGGAUCUUAUUUUGAGAACAUUUACAUUGGUUGUCGAAGCACAGCUGAAGACAGAUGCCGUGAAGAAAAUCGUCAAUGAUAAGGAAACUAAAUAUGACUUACUAAUGAUUGAAGCUUGUGUGCCGCCUGCUUUAGUGUAUUCCCACAUUUUUAAAAACGUACCUGUGAUAUUAGUGAGUUCUUUAGGAGCAGCACCUGGUAACUAUGAAGUGAUAGGAGCAGCAGUUCAUCCGUUCCUCUACCCAUCAGUUCUAAGACAGAGACUGCAUAACCUAAGUCUUUGGGAGAAGGUUACAGAGUUGUACAGUCACUACAAAACGGUGCAAAUGUAUUCAAGGAAUGAAGAGAUAGGAAAUGAAAUGUUGAGUAGACAUUUUGGUGAAAAGAUUCCUCGUAUCAGUGAAUUGGCGAAUAAUGUGGAUAUGUUGUUCCUGAAUGUGCAUCCUGUGUUUGAGGGGAUAAGGCCAGUGCCUCCAUCUGUGGUGUAUAUGGGAGGGCUGCAUCAGAAACCACCUAAGGAACUGCCAGAUGACAUCAAAUUAUACCUAGACUCUUCAAAGAAUGGCGUUAUCUACAUCAGCUUUGGUACCAACGUGGCUCCAUCAACUCUUCCACCAGAGAGAAUCCAGAUCCUAACCAAAGUGUUCUCUCAGCUGCCCUACGACGUGCUAUGGAAGUGGGACAAGGACGAACUGCCGGGACGCUCUAAGAACAUCAGGAUAUCUAAAUGGCUGCCGCAGUCUGAUCUUUUGAGACAUCCGAAAGUAAAACUCUUCAUAACACAAGGAGGUCUACAAUCUACAGACGAGGCUAUAACUGCAGGAGUACCUCUGAUCGGAGUCCCAAUGAUAGCUGACCAAUGGUUCAAUGUUGAAAAGUACGUGUACCUCAAGAUUGGUCUUCAGCUGUCCUUGGAGACAGUCACAGAGGAACAGUUUAAGAAUGCUAUUGUCACCGUUAUUGGUGAUGAAAGUUAUCGACGUAACAUAGAAAAACUGAGAAGUGUUAUGCAAGAUGAACCAAUGGCACCUCUAGAGCGCGCCGUGUGGUGGACGGAGCACGUGCUGCGUCACGGCGGCGCGAGACAUCUGCGUGGACCUGCAGCCAACAUGUCGUGGGCAGAGUACCUCGAACUAGAAUUAGUUGCAAUCAUCUCUAUAGUAUUACUUAGUGUAUUAUCAGUAAUUAUGUCUGCUUUAUACUGUAUGUGUAAAAAAUCUACUAAAAAAACUAAUGUGAAGAAGAAACGUAAUUAAAUGUUGUUAGUUGUUC
Molecule: messenger RNA, 1685 nt
Organism: Spodoptera frugiperda (fall armyworm)
Lineage: Eukaryota; Metazoa; Arthropoda; Insecta; Lepidoptera; Noctuidae
Product: UDP-glycosyltransferase UGT5
Exons: 4
Coding region: 104-1669 (521 amino acids)
Molecular function (GO): UDP-glycosyltransferase activity
Source: RefSeq, a predicted model, not a curated record